This is a messenger RNA of Danaus chrysippus (African queen), 873 nucleotides long. Lineage: Eukaryota; Metazoa; Arthropoda; Insecta; Lepidoptera; Nymphalidae. The record is from the annotation of a GenBank genome assembly.
AUGAUGUUUAAGGAAACAAUUGUUAGUUUUAGACCUGAGCGAGAAAUCCGCAAAACUAUUUUGGUUCCGGGGGACUACAACUUAGUUCCUUAUGAAGAUGCGAGAUGUAAAAUCAGACUCGGAGACGUGAAAUGUAGCAAUAGAGCUGGGCCGUGUGAAAUAGAGCCGGAAAGUCGUAUUUUCAACAUUCCUUUCGACGGGAACGUCAUCAUAGGAGACAUGGACUCUUUCAUAGACAGAGAUGUCGAGAUACUGCUACAGCGAAUGUGCUGCGGGGAGAUCAGCAGGGCCAAUCUGACUUACAAAAACAGUCACGGUGACUUGAUCAAGGAGAUUACUUUUAGGAUAGAGCUGGUGGAUGUGACGGAAGAACAGUUGAUAAGCGACUGGAGCUGGGCGAGGCUGUUCGAGUCCGCGGCUCAUCACAAGGAACGCGGAGUACAGCUAGUGAAGGACAAACGCGUGGUGGACGGCUUUAGGAGGUUCUCUAAAGCUAUGAAAAUGCUCAUCGCUAUUGAGCCUGUCGAUAAAAGUUCCAUAGAUGACGAGAGGGUCAAAGAGUUUAUUAAUAUGAGGGUAAAGUUAUACAACAAUAUGGCACACUGUCAGCUCCAGUUUGAGGAAUUUGGAGCAGCACUGGAUUUAUGUUCAAGGGCGCUCAAAUAUGACUCGGAAAAUAUCAAAGCAUUGUACAGACGGUCAAUCGCUUAUGUGGGACUCCACAUGUAUGAAGAAGCCUGGACUGACAUUCAAAGGGCUCUCAGUAUAGACCCUAACGAUAAAGCAUCUUUGAUGAAAGCCAAUGAACUACGUCCACACUUCGAGAAAAUAAAUGAAAACUAUAAUUCAGUUAUCAAGAAGAUGUUUCGUUGA